This is a messenger RNA of Dothidotthia symphoricarpi CBS 119687, 3759 nucleotides long. RefSeq names its product ubiquitin C-terminal hydrolase-like protein. NCBI's taxonomy places the organism in Eukaryota, Fungi, Ascomycota, Dothideomycetes, Pleosporales, Dothidotthiaceae. Gene Ontology annotation, biological process: proteasome-mediated ubiquitin-dependent protein catabolic process; regulation of proteasomal protein catabolic process; protein deubiquitination. The coding region runs from base 99 to 3692 and encodes 1197 amino acids. The record is from RefSeq and is a predicted model, not a curated record. The transcript has 4 exons. Gene Ontology annotation, molecular function: cysteine-type deubiquitinase activity; proteasome binding.
CUGUGCGCUGUGCGCCAUCCGUAACCUACGCGACUCUCUGCUUCUCCACCAUAGCACCACUCAUACUAUUACUCUCCCCACCACCAUAUUUAGCAGUCAUGGCGCCUGGCAAGACAGCCCCACGGCUACUUCAGGACCUCCUCACAUAUGACGCGCGAUUCGAAGAGCGAGCAGGCCGCAACCUGCUGACGAGCGCGCCGCCACAGCACGACCCCAAUCGACCGGCCCAGCCUGCGGUGCCCCAAAGGAACUGUCGUCACGGCCUCCUCAACAAGAUUGAGCAGUGCCAGCUGCCACGCGCCGGCGAAGACCCAGACCAAACCACCGUCUACAAAGUAGCCUCCUACUGCUCGUCAUGUCGCUGGCACAUCGACGUGGUCGUAGACUUCAGUAGCGUCGAUGGCUCCAAGACAAGACCGUGCAAGACGGGUGAUCACGAAUACCCAAUACACCACUUCUUGCUCGAAGAAGAAGAUGUCUCGCAUGCGACGAACGGUUCGGGGCUCCAACAAGGCUCGCAGAUGUUCAAAUUCCGCUGCUCGGCGCCAGAGUGCCCAGUCAAUGUGCAGAUCAAGAUGAAGCCGCCUCGUCUUUCCGAUUCAGACGUAGAGCUCCUGACCAACCAGGCCCAACUCAGGAGAAGGCUGGAGGUUGCACAACAGAUGUCUGCCGAUCGUACCGACAUGAAAAUGGCCCGCCGAGUCGACGCUCCCGACUUCCUCAACACAUACUUGGGGGAUUCCUUGAACCCUGUCAGGGGCAAGUCACGCAUUCCGCUGUUGAACCGCAAGUUCCUCACGGCGUUUGGUAGGGAUUGCGAUGCUAUACUCAAGAGACUUGGAUUCACUCAGGGUCGCGAAGAUGGCGAUGGCGAGGACAAGGUAGAAGUCUGGUACCUGCCCAAGCCUGAAGAGCCCAAUAAUCCUCUGGAAUCGACGUUGCGUAAUACCAUUGAAGAUGCUCGGUACGAGUUGGGCACUAUCAUAACAAACAUCCCAGAGGUAGAUCGUGUCGACACCAAGUACCAACCUACAUAUCCUACACCUUCGCGAGGCGACAUCGAGAGGGCGCUAGCAUGCCAUGAUUAUGACAAGGUGAAAGGUCGCAUCGAGACGCGAAGUACAAACCGAGAGGAAGACCAUCCUUACUACGCAAGUCUCGGCGCGGUGGGCGACUUCUCAGAUCCUCUGAUCUUGUUUGCGUACAGCCGACAAAGUGCAACAGACCUCUCCAACAUCUCAUACUACUAUGAAUGCAUUCAAGAUCUUGCUAUGGGCCGUGAUAGCGACUUCUUACAAACACAAGUAGCUAUACUUGCCUCAGAGGGUCUCGUCAGCAGACGCGAAGCCUAUGCUGCCUAUCGCUACUUUGGUAUCGAGCCCGCUCAUGCGAACGCGAUCAACGACGACCAUAUCAUAGGUGUCUUCAAGUCUCGUCUUUCUGACAUCAGUCCAUCACUGGUCGAAGAAGCACGAAAACAGCUUCGGAUCAUUGGCGAUGUGCGCGAUAGCGCACUGAUCCGAGCCGAAGCCGCAGACUCACUUGAAACUUACGAGCAGGCACUAUCCUGGCUGAACUUAGAUCCUGGUCAACCUGAUGACUUUGUUGAGGCUCUGUACACUAUCAAGCUGCAAGAUAGCCCCGGAUGCGAAGAGACUGCUCGGAAGGCAGUAUCCAUCAUAGCGGAGAAGCGCAACAGCCAGCGACUACGUCACUAUCUAAAGUAUGGUACCAUGGUCGAACCAGAAAUGGAUUUGGGAGAAGCGUAUGCCUUAUUUCAGUUCAACGACAGGACCUCCGGCGUUAGUCUCGAUGUCAUGAAUACUGCAAUCACCUACGCUGCUCCAGGCGACGUCGAAAAGCUUAGGAAAGCUUACGCGCUGAUCGAAAACGAUCAAGCCCAAAACUUCGGCAACAAGUCCAACCAGCCAAAUGCGAGAGUGAAUGAUUACCCUCUGGAUACUUGGCCUGUAGGCUGCCGCAAUAUUGGCAAUACCUGCUAUCUGAACAGCGUUCUUCAGUUUCUGUUCACCAUCAAGCCUCUGCGAGAGCUCAUUUUGGACUGCGACAACCACAUGCAAGACCCUUCACCAGAGGCACUGCAAGGUAAAAUAGUGGGGCGCGUCGCUGUCACUGCGCAUAGGGUGGAUAUUGCUCAGAAAUUCGUGCGUGAAUUGCGUACGUUCUUCGAGCAUAUGAUCACUGCGCCUACCGAUACUGUACAGCCCGCAAUUGAUCUCGCAGCUUUGGCGCUUUGCCGGACCGACAGUCCAGAAACUUCCCAGAAGGCUCCAGAAGCUGAAGGCAACGUUGCUGGUCUUGGUUCCAUCGAUGGCAUGGCAGUCGUUGGUCCUACACUUCCUCCAAGUGGCAACGAGAACCCACCUACUAUUACUCCUGCCGAUUCAGUCAUGGGCGAUGACAACGAUGAAACUGCGAAAAGCGAUACGUCUACAAAACCCAUGGAUUUGGCGGCAGAUGGAACAAGCGAUAAACCUAUACCACCAUCACGUCCACCUCCAAUCCCGCCACGUCCUGUUGCUCAGACUAAAACCAAACUUGGCAACAUCGAAGAAAGCGCGCGACAACAAGACGCUGCGGAAGUCAUGACCAACAUCCUUGAUCUGCUGUCAUGUGCUUUCAAAGGCGAAGGCGUUCUGCGCGAUGGCGAACAGGACGAUUUGAUGAAAAAGUUGUUCUUCAGUGACGUGACCGUUGUCCGAAACACCCCAGAAGGAGUGCUAAACUUAAGCGAGCUCCGAGACCACUUCUUGGUCUCUCCAGGAGGGCGACAACGUAGUAUAUACGCUGCCUUGGAUGAUGAUUUCGGGCUUGGUGACCUCGAGAAUGGUAUAACCAAAUUUGAGUACAUUGCCAAGGCUGCGCCAAUCCAGAUCAUCAAUCUUCGUCGCAUACAAUAUGAUCGAAAACAAGGUCAGGUGUAUGACCGUGUGCAGAUUGAUUUGGAAACAACAUUGCAUCUGGACCGGUACCUCGGGGAAACGAAAUCGUUGGCUGAGUCGCAGCUUUUGGAGCUCCGCCGUGCCCAGUGGAAGAAACAAAAAGAGCUUCGUGUGCUCGGUGAACAACAAAAGGAAUUCCAGACAACUGAGAUCCAAGGAGUCGAUCUUGCAAGUGCUGUUGAGGAAACUGGCUCCUUUCUUGCUGAUCUUGCGAAGGAGGCUGGGAACGCAGGAGAACGUCUUUUACCCACACCACCGCCUGAACUUUCCGAUGUGCUCCACGAAAAAGCCAAGUCUCUUCGAAAAGAGUUGGAAGAGAUCAGUGCGGCAAUGGCCGGCUUGGAGUCUGAAAUCGACACUAUAUUCAAGGACUGCAACGACCACCCCUACCGCUUGCACGCCGUCUUCACACAUCGUGGGCCCCCUAACGGUGGGCACUACUGGAUAUACAUCUAUGACUUCCAAAGUAACAUGUGGCGCAAAUACAACGACUCAAGUGUCGAUGCGGUCGACGAGCAAGAAAUCUUCACACAAGAGCAGACCAAUCCGCCACCGUGCAGUACCGGUGUCGUUUACAUUCGCGAAGACCUGGUCGAUAUGCUCACCCAGGCCGUGAAGAGAGAACCAGCCAACGACGUCGAGAUGCAGGACGCCGAUGACGAUCGCCCACCACUGAUGGAGCCGACUGUCACCAACAUCCCGGUCUUGGAUGGCGUGGACGUGGAGUAAGCUCGCUUUUGCGGGCCUUCUCAUGACCUCCCUCUUCUCAAUUCCGAUUCUAACGUGGACGUGUUGC